GUGACGCGACGGUGCCGGUGUGGUGAGAGAAGAAGAAGAAGAAGAAGCGGGGCUGAGAGGAGAAGAAGAGAAGAUAGAAGAAUGUGGACAGCCGGGGCCUUCACCCUCACCGGACUCCUCCUCACACUACUGAGCCAGCCGGGACACCCGCUCCGACCCGGGGAGUGCGAAGUCUGUGUCUCUUUCUUGACCCGCUUCUACCAAUCCCUGAAGGAGAAGAAUGUGGAGUUCACGCCGCCCUCCGUGGAGAAGGAGCUCCUGAAGCUCUGCAAUGAGGUUAAAGGCAAAGAGAACCGAUUUUGUUAUUAUAUCGGGGGCACUGUUGACGCUGCUACAAAGAUCACCAAUGAGAUUUCCAGGCCGCUGAGCAACCACAUUCCUCCCGAGAAGAUCUGCGAGAAGCUGAAGAAGCAGGACGGACAGAUCUGUGAGCUGAAAUACGACAAGCAGAUAGAUCUGAGCACGGUUGACCUAAAGAAACUGCGGGUGAAGGAGCUGAAGAAGAUCCUAGACGACUGGGACGAGAUCUGCAAGGGCUGCGCCGAGAAAUCCGACUUCAUCCGCAAGAUCAACGAACUGAUGCCCAAAUACGCUCCCAACGCUGCCCAGGCACGGACUGACCUCUGACCCCCACACUCCUUCCCCGAGGAGCCUCAAUAAAGGACUCUCAGCACUGCCCUUUGCGGAAGCCAGCGGGCCGACCUUUAGAUUUAUUUCUACUUCUUUUAACGGCAUAGAUUUCCUUUUCUGUUCCAUGGUUUGGUAGCGUCUGGAGGAGGAUCACCAGAUGACGGGUUUCACACUUUUUGUUUUGUUGUAAGUUAUUGAUCCUCGCUGUGCCGUUUUCUCACCAGGUUUACAGCAAUGGUUAAAGAUUUUUUUUUUUUUUUUUUUUCUUGAGUGGGGAUUUAUUUCUAUGAAAAUUUAAAAAAGCACCCACUCUUGCUGUGCUGACCAUAUACUCGGCUCCGGACUUGUCACACGUGGCUGUCCUGCAUGUGUCACGUCUUGUGUACCUUUUCAGGAGUGACAACGAUAACCGGGG
Messenger RNA from Rana temporaria (common frog), 1045 nucleotides. It is a transcript of the gene MANF, whose product is annotated as mesencephalic astrocyte derived neurotrophic factor. The transcript is spliced from 4 exons. Bases 82 to 627 code for a protein of 181 amino acids. Gene Ontology annotation, biological process: dopaminergic neuron differentiation; neuron projection development. Lineage: Eukaryota; Metazoa; Chordata; Amphibia; Anura; Ranidae. Gene Ontology annotation, cellular component: endoplasmic reticulum. The record is from RefSeq and is a predicted model, not a curated record.